AACAAAGUGGAGCGGCAUCUUUCUUGGACAACUUGAGUCUAGUUUAUCAGCAGUUUUAUUGCCAGUAUUUGACGAGAUACUCAGUAUUUACGUUUGCAUUUAGCCCGAAGGACAAUGUCAAGCGCGGUUUUAUACGAGAUAGGCUGGACUGAUGGCUUUGCUAUUCCUGUUGCAAAUACAGAAAAUAAAGCGUUGCAGGAAGAGAUUCAGAAGAAACAAAAAGAAAAUUCAAUCUUGGAAGCCAAAAUCAGUGAGCAUAAAGAAAAAAUCCAGGCAUUAUCUGACCAUCUCAAAAAUGUCAGACAGGAGCUAUCUCACACCCAGGUGCUCUGUAGAGCGGUUGAGAAGGAGACGGAGUCCGAGGCUCAUUUUAAGGCCCUGGCGGAAAGAGAAAUGGGGCGUCUGAGACAGGAGAUCACUCAGCUGGAGAACGAGCUGGGUGCCCUACGGGAAAGAAGGAAUGCACAGGAGAACAAUAUCUUCAAAGCCACUCAGAAGCUUGAAGAGCUCAAGGGCCAGCUGAACUGGGAUCAGAAGACGCUGGACACCUGGCUGGAAGAAUCAGCUCAAAAGGACCAAGACACCAUGGCCAUCCUCAAAUACGCCCAGCAAGAUGAGGCCAGGAUAAAGGUGCUGACUCUGCGCGUUGAGAAAUUGACUCUGGAGGCCAAUCAGAAGCGCAAGGUCCUGGACAACGAACGGACCGAGACCAUGACGGCUCAGAUUGCGCUGGAUAAGACUGCUGAGAGCUUGCGUCAAGCCCAUGGGGAGCGGCAGGAGCUCAUUCGCCAGUGGGGGAACACCAUUGAGCAAAUGAGAAAGCGGGACCAGGAGCUGCAGCAGUGUGCAUUGCUGCUUUCCCAGAUGAAGCAGGAGGUUCGGGAGAGGCAGGACCGGAUAAAGGAGAAGAAGAACUUCCUGGAAACCCAGGAGGAAAACAACAGGGAGUACGAGAGGAAGAUCACGGGAACAGAGCGUCUGGCCGCCAAACUGAGGGGCGAGCUCCAGGAGCUGGAGGCCAACCGCACGCGAUUACAGGACGAGUUGGAAACCUUGAGACGUAACGUGGACCAGACUAACAUAGCUGUAGAGGCUAGGAGGUCCCAGCUGGCUGACUUGAAAAGAGAAAUUCAGGACAAAAAUAACAAAGUGAAGCACGCCAGGCUCCGCAACACAGCUCUGGAGGAGAAACUGGAGAGUGUGACGCAGUCUGCGGUCAGCAUGGAGGAGAGGGCAGCGCAGUUUGAGCAGAUGCUGAUGGAGGAGGAGCAGACUGAAAGAGAGAUUGACUCUCAGCUGCGUGAAAAUCAGAAAGUCCUGGCCCGGGGACGACAGGAGCUACAGACGCUCAAGUCCAAGGAGAAGACCCUAUUGGCCGAGAUCUCUGGGAGCCGCGCCACUCUCUCCAACCUCAACAGCCGGUUGGACAAACUGGAGCACAGCUCUUUGCAACAGCAGGAGAUGAUUUACAAUAAGGACUUCCAGAUACAGCUGCUGGAGAGGAAGCUGUCACGGCUGAGGGGGGAGGGGAACACAGAGGAGGAGCAGGCCCUGAAGAAGAAGGAGUCCGAGCUGGCCGCGGCCCUGGAAGAGGAGAGGAAGACGGCCAAAAUGCUGGCGCUGCAGCUGAAAAAGCUCCAGGAUGAGAUUUACUGUGCUAAGAAAGAGACCGAGAAGACUGGGGCUCAGAAGAGAGAACUGACUGAGAAAAUUGAGGAGCUGAACCUCUUCAAUGACAUCUCUGACAAGGAACUGAACAAACUGCGUUUCAAAAAGCAGGACACCAUGGUGGAGAACAACAUAGUGAAACUGGAGGUGAAGCACAUGAGGGACCUGCUGUACAACAAGGCAGACAGCGUCCUCUCCCUGGAGAAGCAGAGGCUUCAGCUCCAGGCGGCCAUGAGGGAGAGGCAGGUGGAGAUCAACGUCCACAGGGAGAUGCUUCAAAAACAGAUCAAAAUUGCCGACCAGGAACGUCAGAAACUCAGCGCUGAGGCGCAUGAAAGACUCUCCAAAAUUGACAAGAUGAGGAAGAAGUAUGAGAUCCUCACCAUAUCCAUGGCAGCCCCAGAAGGAGAGGAGGAGAAGUCCCCAGCUUAUUAUGUCAUCAAAGCUGCGCAAGAGAAGGAAGAGCUGCAGCGUAAAGGAGACGACCUGGAUGCUAAAAUCCGUCGGACGGAGAAAGAGAUCCAGGCGCUGGAAAACACCCUCCACGUGCUGAGGAGCACCAACGCCGUGUACCGCAAGGCCUUCGGCAAGGUCACGGAGUCCAGUGAGGAAUAUCAAGAAAAGCUGAAACUUGAGGACCAAAAGAGGGCUGUAGAUGAACUAUAUCUCUAUAAGAGGAGGCAAAUCAGAGAACUUGAGGAAAAUAUUCAGGGCAUGAACAAUACCCUUGAAGACCUACUGCAGGAGGAAGCCAUGCACCGCAGGAAAACGGACGAAGCUGAAUCGCAGAUCCUGUCCCUGAACAAGGAGCUGGGCUCACAAAAAGAGAAGCUGGACAGGGUUACCAAACAGUGCUCCAAGCUGACCAGGGAGAUCCGGUCUGCCAAAAAGACCAAAGGUAAGACGUGGGAGGAGCAUGACAUAGACCUUCGUGAGCUGAAGGAGUUCAACAAGACUGUGAACAAGGUGCUGCUGGAAGCUAUGGAUGGGAACCCUGACCUGAGGUCAGCGCUGCAGUCCUACUUUCAGGAGGCCAGCCUGCCCCUGCCCACACCUGGAUCAGCGUCAGGCAGCAGACAGAGCUCAAAGUCUGCCUCGAUUCGCAGCUCUGUCAGGUCAGCUGACUCUUCUUGUAGCAGCAGCCCUAGAGGCAGCCUACCCUUGCCAACUGCAGUGUCCAUGCCAGCCAGCAGGCAGAGCUCAAAGCCUGCUUCGGCUCGCAGCUCCAUGUCCUCUGCCAGGUCGUCUGGUUCUUCCUGUGGCAGCGACCCAGGAGCCUCAGCUCUGCAGUCUCCCCAUGUGACCACGGUGGACCUGGGGUUGCAGCUGGCCGUGACGAGCCCUCCGCUCGCUGCCGCCUCUCCGCGGGACUCGAGACGGGGAAGCUCCGCUGCCAGCACCAGCAGCAGCACCAGCAGCCGGAGGUCCCAACGCAAAAGCCCGUAGAGCCUCCCCUUCCCUCCCCGUCUGACUGCUCACAUACUACUGGACUGAAUCAUUUGUCAAAUAGCAGUAAAACCUGGGGGGUAAGAUGUAGGUUUUGUAUCAAUUUUCCGUUUUCUAUGGGAUAAUUUUUUCUUGCCUGUUCCAUCUUGCAGUUUGUGCUCUUCCUUGAAGGCUAUCUAAUGUAGCAUUUCCACGAUUUGCAAGUACAGAAGCCAACAGAUGAGUCUUUACUGCACAUUGGUGGAGUCUGCAAAUCUCUGGAGCAGUGUGUUCAGAGGAGCAGGUAGGUGAACUGCUAAAACUGCAAGUUAAGCUGGUUAUAAUAAUAAUAAUAAUAAUAAUAAACUUUAUUUGUAUAGCACAUUUAAAAAAAAAAAAGUUUACGAAGUGCUUUACAGAAGAUAGUAAAAAAGAUAGCAAAAUAGCAAAACCAGAAUCGGUUUAAUAAAAAUAAUAUUUAAAAAAACAAACAAAUAAAAAAAAUAAAAUAAAAUAAAAAGAUGGUGGGAACUCAAUUUGAUGAACUAUCAAUUGCUUCAUCAGACUUGUUUCAAUCCCUGACACAAGAGGGCACUCUAUGAUUCAGGAUGUGUUACAAUUUGUCCAUUACAAACUAGACUAAUUCAAAAUCAUGGAAAGGAUAGAUAUACUGCACAAAUCUGGUGGGGUCAUAGGCUAUUUCCUUGCAACCCAAAAUAAUAUCAGGAGAGGUUAGCAAAUGUAAAAUCUGUAGGGUUUUCUUGUUCACUUUUAGUUACUGUAACUAUAACCCAGUCUUGUCUUGAACCAUUCACAUCAUCAUGAACCUAAUUUGUGGAAGAGAGCAAGUGUGAGAGAGACUACUGGGUAGUAGGAGCUAUCUUGCCUGCUUGCUUGGCUAGGUAGCCAGCAGUAACGUGCUUGCUAGCUAGCAACAGCCCAGACCGGUAUUGUCUGAUUGUUAGUUGUUUCAUCUCCUGAGUCUCUUACUCAGAAGAUGAAAUCAUUGAGGCUGAUAGAGAUUUGACAGCUGUCUGUUCCCCAACACCUGCAGUGUCUGAUGCAGCCAGACUGAGGCCAAAUGCAGUCUCAUAUCAUGGCUGAUUAUUUAGCAUAUCUGGGUUAGUGGUGUUUGUAAAUGACAGCUUGCUAAAUUAUCUAUUGCUAUGCUUCAUGAUUAGGGAUAUGUCAGUGUUAAAUGAAUUUGGUUUGUUGUUAACUCAACAUUUGCAACAUUUACAUAUAUACAGAAUACACUGUAUACUACAGCAUAUGGAGUUUCCAUUGCACUGAUUAACAUCAUGUAAUUUAACUAAAAUAUGUAUAAAACAUAGGACAACAUUUAUUAUGUGUGUACAGCUUUGAUUGCAAUGAUUAAAAUAAUGUACAACUGAAAUCUGCAGAAUAUUUUGAGAAUCCUUUGAUGUGUGUCAAGUUCUGAUUGCAAGGAUUUACAUAAUGUGAUUUCACUGAGAUCUGUUCAAUACAUAGAGCAUCAGUGGAAAUGGGAGGGCGACAGAUUAAUUAAUUCACCACACAAAUGUGCUUUUUAGUAGAUCAUAUAAAGCAAAAUAGUUGUGUCUUGAUUGUAUUCUCUUUUUUUGAGAAAUGAUUUGUCCUGACUAUUAAUAAUCUUGCUCAACUGGAUUGUCGUAAUAUGAUCGCUCUGAGAAAGUCUUUAUCCAACUCAAAUAGACUGGAAGACUGAAAGAAGUAGACUGAAAAAUAUAUGUCUUUGGAUGUGUAUGUUCAUUGUUUUGUAAUGCAAAUAUUGAUUGAUUUCUGUAAAAGCUUACUCUGCAUUGAUGUUCCAACAUUAAUUUGUAUCUGGGGGAAAUGUCUUGUUUUGAUGAAAACAUUAAUAAUAUUAAUAUGCUAACAGCAUUUCCUUUUGUCUGAAGAUCAAAGUCUGUGAAAAUGUGUUGAAUUAAAUGAAUAUCAAACUCA
Messenger RNA from Anguilla anguilla (European eel), 5040 nucleotides. Its product is annotated as coiled-coil domain-containing protein 39-like. NCBI's taxonomy places the organism in Eukaryota, Metazoa, Chordata, Actinopteri, Anguilliformes, Anguillidae. Gene Ontology annotation, cellular component: axoneme. Gene Ontology annotation, biological process: inner dynein arm assembly; cilium-dependent cell motility; cilium movement. The transcript has 21 exons. The record is from RefSeq and is a predicted model, not a curated record. The coding region runs from base 115 to 3114 and encodes 999 amino acids.